Molecule: messenger RNA, 483 nt
Organism: Racocetra persica
Lineage: Eukaryota; Fungi; Glomeromycota; Glomeromycetes; Diversisporales; Gigasporaceae
Source: the annotation of a GenBank genome assembly
AUGAACGUAAGUGUAAAUAUCGAACUAAAACCUCUCAAUAUUGAGCCUUUAGCAAUUGCUAAAUAUUUUUACGAGCGGGGAAUUACUUCGCAUCUUUUUAUCCAAAAACUUCUUUACUUUACUUUUUUAAAGGGAUUAAAAAACGGCCUUUUAUUGUUUGAAGAAAAAUUCCAAGCUUGGCGGUAUGGUGCAGUGUUGGAGAGUGUGCACAGAGUAAUGUCCAAUAAGGACGGGAACAUCGAGUUUAGAUUGAGACGUUUGGGAAGUGAAGAUUUGUUUAAAUUAGUAGUUGGCGAUUAUUUAACCGUAGAAAAAGAUAAAGUUCAUUAUGAAAAGAUCUAUGAACCAAGGACUCCCCAACAAAAAAUCUUGCACGAAGUGUUAACUAAGUUAGAAAAUGCUUUGCAAGGUUGUGCGGAAGAAAUUGAUUUACCUUAUUUGGGAGAAAGUUUACUCACUAAGUGUCGAGAACUUGAUCUCUGA